Triticum aestivum (bread wheat) is the source of this 2472-nucleotide messenger RNA. RefSeq names its product telomere length regulation protein TEL2 homolog. Gene Ontology annotation, biological process: 'de novo' cotranslational protein folding. NCBI's taxonomy places the organism in Eukaryota, Viridiplantae, Streptophyta, Magnoliopsida, Poales, Poaceae. The transcript is spliced from 7 exons. Gene Ontology annotation, molecular function: telomeric repeat DNA binding; Hsp90 protein binding. Gene Ontology annotation, cellular component: cytosol. The record is from RefSeq and is a predicted model, not a curated record. The annotation marks the transcript as partial.
CAUAAGACAAGGUCAUUCUUCAAGAGUGUUGUCAGCCAACUUCUUGUUCGAGCGGAAGAAGCAGCUAUCGAGUCGUCUGCUAACAAAGAGUUUAACGAACAGGAUGCACUAAGUUCUGUGUUGCUCUUUGUGGGUGAAGUGUUAUCCCGUGUUAGCCGUCGUGGAUCUACUGGCAUUUUAGUUGCUGAAUUGAUCCCUAUGAUCCGUAAUCACUUACAAAGAUGUGUAGCACCAGACUGUAAGACGAUAAUUCCUGACAUGAUCAAGCAUGUUCCUCAGUCUCGGUUUUGGUUCACUGUGAUUGAAGCAUUGAGAGAUCAGCAUUCUAUUGAAAGAUUGACUGAAGAGAUGUUGCGCCAACUUGCAUCACACCAUUUAAAUGAUGAAGAAGCGUACUGGAUUUUGUGGACUCUGUUUAAUCAGAGUAUCAUGCAUAUUGCUGUUAUGAGGGCAAUGUUUAUUGACAAAUUUUUGCUUUGGAAAACAUUUCCAUUAUGCUGCCUGAGAUGGAUUCUUCAUUAUGCUGUCUUUGAAUUCCCACCAAAUUCAGUCGCAGAAGCCCAAAUGCGAAGGACAUCAAACUUCCUGGUUACAUUGCAAUGUUUAGUUACUGUUUGGUCCAAGAAAGAGUUUGUUCAGUCAUAUUCAGUGGAGCAACAAGCUUAUAUCACUGCAGCAAUAGGGUUAUGUUUGGAGAACAUGUCAAAAGAAGAAUUAGAAAUGAAUAGAGAUGUAUUAAAUUGUAUUCUUCAAGGAGUAAGCUGUAGGUUAGAGAGCCCAAUUGAUUUAGUCCGGAAAAUGGCAAGUGCUGUUGCAUUGACAUUUUCUAAAGUCGUUGAUCCAAAAAAUCCUCUUUACCUUGAUGAUGACUGUUCUGAGAAUGUUGACUGGGAGUUCGGGGUUCUCUCUCCAAAGGAGAUCACAGCUCCUUCACAUGAUGUAGAAUUUGGAAGCAAAUCAAAACCAUGUCCACGUAAGAACAGGAAACAUGCUGGUGACAAAAAGGGAAAGACUAUCAAGCAUGAUAUUUCAGAUAACAGAGUAAAAAUCAUAGAGAUCAAGUCAAAACUAGAUUCUGAUGAAAUGUCUGGCGCUGCUAUAAAUUUUGAGGAACAUUAUGACGAGGAAAGCAUUAACAUUGAUGCUUCCAGUGAUUCAUCCCUGGAGCCGUAUGAUCUGUCAGAUGAUGACACUGAUUUGCAGAAGAAUUUCACACAUCUAAGUGAUCUUGCAGCUGCACUGCGAAAACCUGACGAUCUAGAUGGUGUUGAAAGCGCUCUUAGUUCUGCCGAAAAGCUUGUGAGGGCAUCACCUGAUGAGCUGCGCCACUGCUCGGGUGAUCUUGUUCAAGCACUGGUACAUGUUCGUUGUUCUGAUGUCGCGAUGGAAGGCGAGGAAGAUUCUGCUGAAGAAAAGCGACAGAAGGCAUUAGUCGCUUUGCUGGUAACCAGCCCAUUUGAAUCAUUAGAUGUUCUUACCAAAUUGCUAUAUUCAUCGAGUGUGGAUAUAAGUCAGCGUAUUUUAGUUAUUGAUGUUAUGACUGAGGCAGCACAGGAACUUGCUGAAACUAAAAUUGUAAAGAGUGAACAGCGGCAUGGGAACUUGAUAUCUGAUACUUCUCCGUCUUGGCUGGUUCCUAGGGAGAGCGGACCUGUUGGGGCAAGCCCUUGGAGAGAGGUAUCAGAAACAGGAUCACUUUUGAAAAAUUGGUCACACCGGUAUGAAAGAGAAGUUCCAUCUAGACCAGGCCAGGUUAAAUCAGGAAAAUCUCGCAAAUGGGGUCUUGGGAAAGCAAAAGAUUCGCAGGUGGAGCGGUCAAAAAACAGAUUUCCUUUGUAUGCUGCUGCAUUUAUGCUCCCGGUUAUGGAAGGAUAUGACAAGAGAAGACAUGGGGUGGACUUGCUCAAUCGGGAUUUUGUUGUCCUAGGUAAAUUGAUAUACAUGCUUGGUGUCUGUAUGAAGUGCAUGGCAAUGCAUCCGGAAGCAUCAGCCAUUGCCCCAGCUUUUCUGGAUAUGAUAAGAGCCAGGGAGGUCUCGCAACAUGCUGAAGCAUAUGUGCGAAGGUCUGUGUUGUUUGCAGCUUCUUGUGUAUUGAUAGCCUUGCACCCGUCAUAUGUUGCAUCAGUUCUUAUAGAAGGCAACCAGGACAUUUCUACUGGUUUAGAAUGGAUACGUACAUGGGCCUUGCGUAUUGCUGAAGCUGAUCCUGAUACAGAGUGCACAUCGGUGAGUAGAACAAUCAUUUUUAUUUUUCGGUCAUAAAUAUCAGCUCUAAAUACCUAUUGUACGCCUUCUAUACAGCCUGAGGAGUUAAUAUGAAAUAGUUGAUCGUCAGUGGGUAGGAUGUAUGGUUUUAUUGUCACUAAAAUUCACAGUUCUUAGUUGCUAAGUAGCUAACCAUCUUUUAUGCUCAUUGGGCGACUAUUCUCUCAGUGUUUUGUAAAGAGAAACGAAUUGCUAAGAUGUUGGAUA